AUGCGCGACAACGCCACCGGCGACCUGGCGUGGAACUUCACGGAAGUGAAGCGGGUGAGCGGCCUGCAGAGGGAGUGGGACGCGCAGCGAAGCCGCACAGCACGCCUGGACCGCGAGCUGGAGCUGGCCCGGCCGCACAUGCCGGCGCUGUCGGACUCGUGGCUGGAGGCACGGCGCGCCGUGUACGCCGCGCGCACGCGACGGCUGCUGGACACCUGCCGCCGUCACCAGGUGGGCAUCCGGGUGGGGAACGUCACCAGUCGGCCGGCGCCCGCGCCGCUGGAGAGCAUCAACCCGGCGCACUUCGUGGAGGCGCCGGCGCUGAACGCCACCAUCUGCCUGGUGCCCAAGGUGGCCUCCACGUCGCUGCUCUCUACGAUCCUGCGCGUGACGGGUGUGGGCGUGCCGGUGUUCGGCGACAACACGACCAGCCUGCACGCCAUGACGCUGCUGCUGGUGCGCCACCCGCUGCGCCGGCUCGUGUCCGCCUACCGCGACAAGGUGGAGCGCGCCUCCCCGCGGCCCAGUCUGCGCGUGCAGCGCGCCGGCAUCCUGCGCCGUUACGAGCAGCUGCGUUUCGGCGGCGGCGGCGGCGGCCGGUACAGGCGGGACGUGGUGCGCCGGCGUGGCGUGCCCAGCUUUGCCGAGUUCCUCACGGCCGUGCUGCUGGGCGCGCAGCCUCUGCGCGACCCGCACUGGGAGCCGGUCUGGCGCCGCUGCGCGCCCUGCCACGUGGGGUACCAGAUCAUCGCGCAGUUGGAGACGGCCGCCGACGAUCUGCCGUUCGUGUGGAACGCGCUCAAGCUGUACCCGUGGGCACGCAUCCCGUGGCUGCACCGGACGCGGCCGGCCGGCGAGCCGCCCUUGCGCGAGCUGGCGGACCGGUACUUGCGGCCGCUGGAGCGCGAGCUGGUGGCCGCGCUGCGCGCCGAGUACAGGCUCGACUUCGACCUGUUCGGAUACGAUUGGCCGGGCCUGAUGAGGAUGUCGGGUCACUGUCCGCCGGCGGCGGCUGACUGUGACCUGCUGUGA
This is a messenger RNA of Pollicipes pollicipes, 1032 nucleotides long. RefSeq names its product carbohydrate sulfotransferase 13. Gene Ontology annotation, cellular component: membrane. Lineage: Eukaryota; Metazoa; Arthropoda; Thecostraca; Pollicipedomorpha; Pollicipedidae. Gene Ontology annotation, biological process: carbohydrate biosynthetic process. The record is from RefSeq and is a predicted model, not a curated record. The transcript is spliced from 3 exons. Gene Ontology annotation, molecular function: sulfotransferase activity. The coding region runs from base 1 to 1032 and encodes 343 amino acids.